Messenger RNA from Salvia splendens (bonfire salvia), 3280 nucleotides. Its product is annotated as protein S-acyltransferase 24. Gene Ontology annotation, biological process: protein palmitoylation. The record is from RefSeq and is a predicted model, not a curated record. The coding region runs from base 154 to 2043 and encodes 629 amino acids. Lineage: Eukaryota; Viridiplantae; Streptophyta; Magnoliopsida; Lamiales; Lamiaceae. Gene Ontology annotation, molecular function: protein binding; palmitoyltransferase activity. The transcript has 13 exons. Gene Ontology annotation, cellular component: Golgi membrane.
GGUAGCAUGAAGUCAGUCAACUCCCUGUCUUCUUCCGAGAAAACCCCUAAGAAUUAGUCACACACAACACCCACGCCAUUGUUUGAUCAUCAAUUCGAAUCCUCCCUUGUUGAUCUCCGUGCGUCCCAUCCAUAUUUAUCGGAAAUUUGUAUUAUGCCGUCGGAGAUCGAAGUUGUGGAGGAGCUGGAAUCGAGGGAUCCUCCAACGGACUCCGCGCCAGAGGACGACAGCUUGAGGAACGAUGUCUACACAGCCGCUGCCUAUGGGGAUAUGGAUAAGCUCCAGAGAUUAGUCGAGACUGGUGGUUGCUCCGUCGCGGAGCCCGACGCCCUCGGCUACUACGCUCUCCAGUGGGCGGCGCUUAAUAAUCGAACCGCCGCAGCGCAGUACAUUGUUGAGCAUGGAGGUGAUAUUAAUGCACGUGAUCAUACUGGACAAACAGCUUUGCAUUGGAGUGCAGUGAAGGGUGCAAUUCAGGUUGCUGAGCUUCUUCUGCAGGAGGGUGCUCGUGUUGGUUUAGCUGAUCUCAAUGGUUAUCAGACAACACAUGUUGCAGCACAGCAUGGUCAGACGGCUUUCCUGUGUCACAUUGUCACAAAGUGGAAUGCUGAUGCUGAUGUCCCUGAUAAUGAUGGUAGAAGCCCAUUGCACUGGGCUGCUUACAAGGGAUUUGCUGACUGCAUUCGCCUUUUAAUAUAUCUGAAUGCUCAUAGAGUGCAGCAAGAUAAAGAAGGCUGCACACCACUGCACUGGGCUGCCAUUAGGGGUAACUUAGAAGCAUGCACUGUUCUGGUGAUGGCAGGGAAGAAAGAAGAUUUGAUGCUAACAGAAAACACCGGCCUUACCCCUGCGCAGCUAGCUGCAGAUAAAAAUCAUAGACAAGUUGCAUUUUUCCUUGGAAAUGCUAGAAGGUUGCUUGACAAAAGAUGGGAUAACAACAGUUUUAUCGGCAAACUUUCUAAACUUGGACUUGCUCCAAUUCUUUUGUGUAUAGUUUUCCUGAUGCUUGCAAUAUAUAUACAUUCAGUUAUUACAGCUUCAAAUCUUCCAAGGCUAACAGCUGGCUUUAGUCUUUUUGCCUGGAUGGGUGUGUUAUUGGCUUCAAUAGGUCUAGUUUUCUUUUACAGAUGUAGCAGCAAGGACCCUGGCUUUAUCAGAAUGAAUGUACGUGAUCCAGCAAGCAUGAAAGAUGAUGAGCCUUUGCUGAAGAUCGAAAUAAAUAAUCCUGCGUUGAUUAGAGGAAAUUGGUCUCAGCUUUGUGCAACUUGCAAGAUUGUUAGACCUCUUCGUGCUAAACAUUGUUCCACCUGUGAUCGUUGUGUCGAGCAAUUUGACCAUCAUUGCCCAUGGGUGUCCAAUUGCAUUGGCAAGAAAAACAAGUGGGAUUUUUUCUUGCUUCUUGUUCUCGAAGUUCUGGCAUUACUGAUAACUGGUUCAGUGGCUUUGAUAAGAUUGUUGACAGACCCAUUGGCCCCAUCUACCUUUGGUGCCUGGUUAAGCCAUGUUGGUAAUCAACAUGUUGGCACUUUAGCAUUUUUAGUUGCAGAUGCUUUCAUCCUUUUUCCUGUCGGAAUUUUGACUUGUGUACAGGCUUCUCAGAUUGCUCGCAAUGUAACAACAAAUGAAAUGGCAAACAUGCUGAGGUACAGUUACUUACGAGGGCCAGAUGGUCGAUUUCGUAAUCUGUUUGAUCACGGCUGCAAGAAGAACUGCACAGAUUUCUUGAUAAAUGGUUAUAACGAAGAUAUAGAGCACGCCGGAGAAUCAGGGGAACCUGGCGUAAUAGGGAUGAUAAAUAUGACACAGGAUGCAAACCAUACAAACGGUGUGAGCCAUAGUCAUCAACCAAACGGAAACGGCCAUAUAUUAAUUGAUGUGGAUAAAAUCUCUAAUUCACAUCAGGGCCACAUUCAUUCUUCUCAAUGCAGCCAUAGUCCAAGCCACAGCCAAAGGCAUCGUCAAAGUCACACUGAUAGUCAUGUCCCUGCAGGUCUGGAUAUCGGAUUAGGCCGAAAUGUUUCUCAUGCUGCAGUGGCGUCAUGACAAAUCGUUGUUUACUAUAGGCGAAUGACUGCAUAACACAAUCCACACUGUUGAUAAAUCCCUGGAAACACAUUUUUGUCUUGCUCGAUCAUCUUGAUUUUUUCCUCCCUUGUUUAAAUUCUUGUUGUAUGUUGUAGCAUUCGUAGUGGUUUCUUUCCCCAAGUAGCCUUGUCCGCCUCUGUUAGUGUGCAUUGUGGCUGUUGCACCAUAGGAAAGGGGAUAGACGUGAAGAAAAAAAAUCUGUCUCUCUGUAGUAGAGUCGUGUUCCUUUUUUAGUUGGCUCACUGUAGUUGAAUCAUUUUAUUUUUUUGGUAAAAUUUCUUCUUUCUUACUUAUUUUGUCUUCAACUCUCUUUCUUUUUUUCUUUUCUACUUUAUUCUCCCUUUACUUAAUUUACUAAAACAAUUUUUCUUGAAUCUCAUGUUGAAAAGAAACGCCUCUACUACAUAGGGACGGAGGGAGUAGUAUGAAUGUUCUGCAUUUUUUAAUGCUAUUUGUCACUACUAGAUACUUCAGUUUUGUGCUACACUGCAUGCUUGUUCAACAAAGCACUUCCACACUUUACUUUGUUGUUACUUUUCUUAAUAAUUCAUCCCACAAAACAGAUGUCCCCACAUAACUUCAGCCGAUCAUCGUGUGGUUGGAUGAUGUUCUUGUAAUUUCAGGUUUGCUAUAAAAGCACUAAAGCAAGCAGUCCACUAUGGAAAGGUAGAAAAGGAAAAAAGAAAAGAGAGUUAUCAAUCAAAUUGAUCAGUAGCAUAGAAAUGGAGAAGUGGAUGGUGGUGGUGUUGCUUGUGGUGAUGGCAGCGGCGGCAGCAAUAUGUCCGCCCCUAGUCGGUGGCGUUGUCAUCGAACAAGGUGGCGAAACGGCUACAAAGACCGUGGAAGAUCGGCCCCUCAUCGGUGGCGUCUUCGUUGAACAAGCCGGCGAAGAGGCUGCAAAGACCGCGGGAGAGGGUCUUGGCGACAUCGCGAGAAGGGCAAUCCACAAAGCUGAUAAGAUAUGGAACGGAAGCAGCAGUUGCAAGCCAUGCUCUUUUGAUGAUCGUCUUCUCCUUGUUUGCUUAUUAUGCAUCUGCCUCUUACUAAUUCAUGUUUAUUGAAUUUGCUUGUGAGUUUGUACUUAUAGUAGUAGUAUAUUACAAGUCUUGGAUCUUGACUUGAUGUGCAUGUUCGAAAAGUUUGACAUGUAAAACCUCCAAUUCCCCUAGUAAUGUGUUUCGAGUUUACAUAUGUA